AUGUCUUGGAUGAGGAAAUUUUAUUUUAGAUAUUGAUAGAUCAUUGUACCAAUAACAUUUCUCUUGAGUGAAAAGCAGCAAGCAGCUAGUCUUUGGUGUUCGGUAAAUAAAAAAAGAUCAAAAUAGGUUGACUUUAAGUUAGUGUGGGUUCCUACAAUUCAUGCAGGAACUCCGUUUUAUUUAAUGUGCAUAUCAUAUCGUCUGCAAAGAAUCAUUAGAAGAGCGAGUGAGAGAUCAGAUCGUCUGCAACUAACAUUAAUGGGUUCCUGGACCAAGGAAGAGUUUCUCGGCAAGAGAUCGUACGGGACCGUGCGCAGGGCAGUCCCUCUGACGGGGGAAUUAGCAGAUUCGCCGCUGAUGAUGGUUUCCGAGAUUGCUGUCAAGUCUGCCCUUUUCAAGUCCACCACCUCCAUCUAUCUUCAAAAGGAAGGAGAGAUCCUGUUCUUGUUGAGUGACUCUCCCGGAAUCAUCCGUUGUUAUGGAGAAGACAUCUCCCACCAGGAGAGCAAGUGUGUGUACAACCUCUUGCUGGAGUUCGCUCCCAACGGCUCCCUCAAGAGUUUGAUUGAAAGAAGGGGCGGGGCACAGCCGGAAUCAGAAGUGCGAUGCUACACUCGCAUGAUCCUCAAAGCUCUAAACUGCGUGCACGAGAGGGGCUACGUCCACUGCGACAUUAAGCCAGAUAACAUUCUUGUUUUCCCAUCUCAAGAUGGCAAUAGGAACUACGUGAAGAUUGCCGAUUUUGGACUGGCAAAGAAAGCAGAUGAAGGCAAUGGACGGAUCAAUGUUCAAGGCCGCGUUCGCGGGACUGUUCCUUAUGCUUCGCCGGAAUCUAUUGUUUGGAACAUGAACAAGUCGCCAGUGGAUAUUUGGGCUCUUGGGUGCACGGUAUCGCAGAUGAUGACCGGACGAGGCGAGGAUUUCUUACGGAUAGAGCUACCCAGAAUUCCAGAAAACAUGUCUAGCCAAGGCAAGGAUUUCUUACGGAAGUGCUUCGAGAGUGAAUGGGAAACCAGAUCAACAGCUGCAGAGCUUCUUCGACAUCCUUUUGUUCAAGGGGAGCCAGAGAAAUGGGCCAACGAGAUGCCUUUAGAUGCUCGAUGGGUUUCUAGGGUCUCCAUGUUCAAGUAGAAAGAGGAGGCUCCUUUGGCAACAAUACCAUCAGAGUUCUAUUUGCCUUAGUUUUUGAGGGUUCCUGUUCCACACACACAUUAU
Diospyros lotus (date-plum) is the source of this 1215-nucleotide messenger RNA. Its product is annotated as mitogen-activated protein kinase kinase kinase 20-like. The record is from RefSeq and is a predicted model, not a curated record. Lineage: Eukaryota; Viridiplantae; Streptophyta; Magnoliopsida; Ericales; Ebenaceae. Gene Ontology annotation, molecular function: ATP binding; protein kinase activity. Bases 184 to 1131 code for a protein of 315 amino acids. The transcript has a single exon. Gene Ontology annotation, biological process: protein phosphorylation.